This is a messenger RNA of Notothenia coriiceps (black rockcod), 3484 nucleotides long. It is a transcript of the gene st14, whose product is annotated as ST14 transmembrane serine protease matriptase. Gene Ontology annotation, biological process: proteolysis. Bases 184 to 2469 code for a protein of 761 amino acids. Lineage: Eukaryota; Metazoa; Chordata; Actinopteri; Perciformes; Nototheniidae. The record is from RefSeq and is a predicted model, not a curated record. Gene Ontology annotation, molecular function: serine-type endopeptidase activity; protein binding. The transcript is spliced from 18 exons.
GCUCUGUCUCAGGUGCUUCGUGACGAUACAAGAAGACCUGCUGACAUUUGGAUUUAACCUUAACGAAGUGAUAAUAUAGUAAUUUUUAUAAAGAAUAAGCUACACAUCUAUUAUUCAUUACAACACUGGUGUGAAGGUAAAGCUGAUCCUGUUGGACUUCAGUGGGGGGGUCGCUUUUGGAAGAUGCAUUCCGCCCGAUAUGAAUACAACGGCCGCAAUGGCCGUCACGAGCAGAUUGACUUCCUUACCAACAAAGAAAAGCCGUCGUCAAAGCGGAAGAUCGGCAUGGUGAUCGGGGCUGUGGUGGCUUUUCUCAUCCUUGCCGCCGUUGCAGCAUUCCUCAUUUGGCUGUUUCUCUUUAAAGACGCUGAUUCAGAAGGCAGUUAUAAUAUGCGGCUCGGGCCUUCAAAGCAGGUCUACAGUGGGCAUAUGAAGUUGGUUGAUGUACCGUAUGACCAGAAGCUGGAGGACACCAACAGCAAGGAGUUCGGCAAAUUGGCAGACAACCUGGAGGCACUACUUUUACAAAACUACAAGAAAGAUCCACUCCUCGGAAAAUACUACAGCCAGUCUGUGGUCACUGCUUUCAGUGAGGGUGUCAUCGCCUACUAUUGGUCCGAGUUUAUUAUUCCUGUUGAAGACCUGGAGAUCGAGCCGGAGUUCUCAGAGGAGCGAGUGCUGGAGGUGUUGGAGAAAGGCAUGAAGGAGCAGCGCAGCCUUGGGAACCCCAAGGAUAUCAAGAUUAGUGAAGUCACAGCCUCAGCCACAGAUUCCCGCAUGGCCAGGAACCCCAGAGCCAAUGAGUGUUUCUUCCGUCUGGAGGCUUCCGGCACGGCAAAGACAUUUCAUUCACCAGGCUACCCUAAGGGCUAUCCCCCCAAGUCACGGUGUCAGUGGCAAAUACGAGCUUCAGAGGUUGACGCCAUAAUGGUUUCUUUUACUUCUUUCCACAUCGAGGAUGACUGCUCAGAUGACUUUGUCUCCAUCUAUGACUCUUUGAGUCCAGAUGACUCGCAGGCCAUCACAGACAGGGUCCCUGCUGGGAAAGAGGUACGCCUGAGGUUCACCAUGUUCCGCAUGAAAGAGCCUGGGGUGGAUAUCCGUGUAUGUCACAAAGACUAUGUGGAGGUGUUGGGCACCAAGUAUUGUGGCGAAUUGUCCUCUUUGGCUCUGAUCAGCAAAAGCAACGUCCUAGAGGUGAUGUUUCACUCCGACGAGUCCUUCGCUGACAAAGGCUUCAGUGCCGAGUACAGCGCUUACGAUCCCGCAGACCCUUGCCCCGGCAAGUUUGCCUGCGCCUCCGGCAUCUGCAUCACAAAAGACCUGAAGUGUGAUGGCUGGAAUGACUGUGGUGAUAUGAGCGACGAGAUGGAGUGCAAGUGUGAAACUGAUCAGUUUAGUUGUUCCAAUGGCCUGUGCAAACCGAAACUCUGGGUGUGCGAUGGAGUCAACGACUGCGGAGAUAGGAGCGAUGAAAAGAGUUGCAGUUGUCAGCCGAACGAGUGGCACUGUGGUAACGGGGAGUGUUUGUCUCAUGACGUUGUGUGCGACAAAAAGAUAAACUGUGAAGAUGGAAGCGACGAGGCCUCUUGUGAAACCUCUCCAGGCGUCUGCUCUGAGUUCAGCUUUAAGUGCGGGAACAGCGACUGUGUCAACAAGGUGAAUGCCGAAUGCGACCGCGUCAAAGACUGCUCUGAUGACUCAGACGAGGACAGCUGCUCGUGUGGCACCAGGCCGUAUAAGCUGAACCGCAUCGUGGGAGGGCAGAACGCUGCCGUGGGGGAAUGGCCCUGGCAGGUCAGCCUUCACUUCCUGACCUAUGGGCAUGUGUGUGGGGCCUCAAUCAUAUCUGAGAAGUGGAUCCUCUCCGCCGCCCACUGCUUUUCAACCACCAGCCCAGAGAAUCAUGUUGCCUCCAACUGGCAGACCUACAAUGGCAUGCAGGACCAGUACAAGCAGGAUGGAGUGCAGCGCCGUCCAGUGAAGAAGAUCAUCACCCACCCAGAUUACAACCAGAUGACCUUUGACUAUGACAUUGCACUGCUGGAGCUCAGCGAGCCGCUGGAGUUCACCAACACCAUCCAGCCCAUCUGCCUACCCGCUCCCUCCCACAUCUUCCCUGCAGGCACGUCCUGCUGGGUCACAGGCUGGGGCGCGAUGCGAGAAGGAGGUUCAAAGGCUCAGCUACUGCAGAAGGCGAGUGUGAAAAUCAUCAACGACACGGUGUGUAACGUUGUCACCGAGGGCCAACUCACCUCCAGAAUGCUCUGCAGUGGAUUCUUGUCCGGAGGAGUUGACGCAUGCCAGGGAGACUCCGGGGGUCCCCUGGUGUGUUUCGAGGAGAGUGGGAAAUGGUUCCAGGCCGGCGUCGUGAGCUGGGGCGAGGGCUGUGCUCGUCGGAACAAGCCGGGUGUUUACACGCGCGUCACCAAGCUGGUAGACUGGAUCAAGAAGGAGACAGGGAUUUGAUGAGCUCGGUAGGAUCAGAAAAGGGACACAGAACGGGGAACAACUUGAAAGUGCUAAAAAUAAUGGAGACGGAACUUUGAGUCGUAUUCAGGACAAGUCUCUCCAAGAUCUAUUCAUGUAGCAGCAGACAGCUGAGGAUACUGCUGCACCGACCCAACUACUCUCAUGAAUGACCUAAAGCAACUUAUUUUAUGUAGACGAAACUCUGCAAAGUGUCUUUUGACACACAUCAAAAUAGUCAUAUUUCACUGGUGAAUGUAUCCUAAGAGAAAAUGAGGAAAUAUACAUAUUCUAACAAUUUUGUUCCUAAUAUUUUUCAAAUGUAACUUUUUAAGAUGGAUGGAGAAACUGAAAAGGUUAUAUAGUUUAAAAAUAAGGAAAUAUGUCUCUUUUGGCUCUCUUGGGCUGCAGUCAGUUUGGAACUGUGCCAGUCGGUUAAUGCUGUAAAAAACUAUAAAUUGAGGUUUUUAUUAAUCGAAUAUCCUAUCAGACCGUAAAUGGGGUUCGGCCUAUUUGCAACAAACAAGUUAUCUACAUGUAUUUUCCAAAGCAUUGCAUAGGUUUUUAUAUUGAUUAAACUAUUUUUAUUUAGCCAUUAGUCUCAGUUUUUAUCAGUAAACAUGAACUUUUAGCGCUGUCUGCAUUGCCAUGUAUUUUUUAUGAUAAAAACAAAAGAACAAGAUAAAGAAUCAUCAUGAUGCUCAAAUCCAUGCAGGGGCAUUUUCAUAACAUACAAACAUUUUCAAGCCAAAAAGUCAUGUUUGGUAAACCGAAUUGUACCAACUGUACGUUUCUUUUUGAGUUGUUGUUGAUCAAACCAGUGGUCAUAGUCAUAGAUCAGUAUUUGUAUUACAUAUUUACAGAUGCUUACUCGGCUUGUCUGGUCUGGAGUUUCCUCUCUUUGGUCACUGCAAACUCAGUGAACUUUUAAAUCUCAAAUUUGACAGGAUGGGUCUUUUAUAUUUGCUCUUAUCUGCGAUUAUUCCUGCAAAUAUUGUUGUCUGGAUAAGCAAAC